Messenger RNA from Athalia rosae (coleseed sawfly), 913 nucleotides. It is a transcript of the gene Prosalpha2, whose product is annotated as proteasome subunit alpha type-2. Lineage: Eukaryota; Metazoa; Arthropoda; Insecta; Hymenoptera; Athaliidae. Gene Ontology annotation, biological process: ubiquitin-dependent protein catabolic process. The coding region runs from base 107 to 811 and encodes 234 amino acids. The record is from RefSeq and is a predicted model, not a curated record. The transcript is spliced from 3 exons. Gene Ontology annotation, cellular component: proteasome core complex, alpha-subunit complex; proteasome core complex.
CAUGAAGCGGUAUUCAGAAGGCAAAUAUUCGAGAGUGCGUUCGACUCACGCCAACUCGCAAACCAACCCAGUCGACUUCAGUUAAGUGUAUUGUUGCAAGGUAAUCAUGGCUUCGGAGCGGUACAGUUUUUCGCUCACUACUUUCAGUCCCUCGGGCAAACUAGUGCAGAUAGAAUAUGCAUUGGCAGCUGUAUCAGCUGGUGCACCUUCUGUCGGGAUUAAGGCAUCGAACGGAGUUGUUUUGGCAACAGAAAAUAAGCACAAAUCAAUACUCUAUGAUGAGCAUAGUGUCCACAAAGUAGAGAUGGUGACCAAACAUAUUGGAAUGAUUUAUAGUGGAAUGGGACCCGAUUAUCGCCUGUUAGUCAAACAGGCUAGAAAAAUAGCGCAGCAAUAUCUACUUGUCUAUCAGGAACCUAUCCCAACUGCUCAACUUGUUCAACGAGUAGCGAUGCUGAUGCAAGAGUACACGCAGUCAGGAGGUGUACGCCCGUUUGGCGUAUCUUUAUUGAUUUGCGGGUGGGACAACGAUAAGCCGUAUUUGUUCCAAUGCGAUCCUUCGGGUGCAUUUUAUGCCUGGAAAGCGACUGCAAUGGGAAAGAAUUACAUUAAUGGUAAGACAUUCCUAGAAAAAAGAUACAGUGAAGAUCUAGAGUUGGACGAUGCAGUCCAUACAGCUAUUCUUACCCUGAAAGAGGGAUUCGAGGGACAGAUGACUGCUGAUAACAUUGAAGUUGGUAUUUGCGAUGCAAAUGGGUUCAGGCGAUUAGAUCCGUCCAACGUUAAGGACUAUCUAGCAAACAUCCCCUAAUUUUAAUAAUCUGAUUUUUUUGUAUUCUAAUAUCCAUUAAUUAAUUGAGGAAUUCUAAAACAAUAAGAAAUUUGCUUGUGGAUAAUAAAAUCUUUAAACAAA